CAGCUGUUCGUUGGCUUAGACUCCGUAACGUACGCGACGGUCGCUGUUCUGAGCUCCAGGCCAAGGCGCGCCAUGGUGCUGGAAGAGCAGUUCAUCCAGAAAUGUCGGGAGGCCUUCAAUACCUUUGACCAAGAUGGCAGCGGCACCAUUGACACACAGGAGAUGAAGCUCUUGUUGGAAGCCAUUGGCGAGGCGCCCAGUGAAGAAGAACUCUUUCGGUUCAUGGCAGAUGUCGAUGAAGAUGGGACCGGUGAGAUCGAGUUCGCCGAGUUCCUGCGCGCCUUCGAAAAGCAGCGAGGCGGUGCACAGGAACUGGAAGAUGAGCUGGACACCAUCGAUGCCUUCGUGGCGUUGGGAGGUGAACCUGACAAGACUGGUUACAUCGACACCCAGCGCUUGAUCCAGGUGGUCAAGGAUGAAUUUGGCAUGACCAUCAAAAUCGAGAAGCUCAUUGAGGAGUGGGACAAGGACAAGGACGGGCGUUUGGACUACCGCGAGUUCGCUGCCAUCUUCCAGUGAGCGCAAGCUGGAAAUGCGCUGUCAGUUGGUGCCAGGGAAAUGGGAACGAAGCAGAAGAAGAAGUU
Molecule: messenger RNA, 584 nt
Organism: Cladocopium goreaui
Lineage: Eukaryota; Dinophyceae; Suessiales; Symbiodiniaceae
Source: the annotation of a GenBank genome assembly